Messenger RNA from Dovyalis caffra, 1308 nucleotides. The record is from the annotation of a GenBank genome assembly. NCBI's taxonomy places the organism in Eukaryota, Viridiplantae, Streptophyta, Magnoliopsida, Malpighiales, Salicaceae.
AUGUCUGAUCUGAGAGAGAAAAUGAGCGAGGAGAAAAGGAAAGCGAAGGCCAUAAUAGUAGGAGGUAGCAUAGCAGGGCUAUCAUGCGCACAUGCCCUCAUUUCAGCAGGAUGGGAUGUUUUGGUGCUUGAGAAAUCAAGUGCACCUCCUAAGGGAAGUCCGACCGGUGCAGGAGUUGGACUUGACAAUCAGACAUUGCAGAUUAUCGAGUCCUGGCUCCCUAAACCUCAGCUUCUCCAAGAGAUUACCUUGCCUCUCACAAUUGAUCAGAACCAAACAAAAGUUGGAGGAGGGAAGGGCAGUAGGAUAUUGACAAGAGAUGAGAACUUCAAUUUCAGAGCAGCACAUUGGGCUGAUCUCCAUGGCCUUUUAUAUGAUGCACUACCUCCAGAGAUAUUUUUUUGGGGUCAUAAGUAUCUUUCUUUCUGCAUUUCUGAAGACAAAGCCACUGUCAAUGUUAAGGCCAAAGUCCUUCAAACAGAAGAGUCCAUUGAGAUAAAUGGGGAUUUGCUUGUUGCAGCGGAUGGAUGCCUCUCUUCAAUCCGAAAGACUUUUCUACCUGACUUGAAAUUGAGGUUUGCAGCUGUCAAAACAGGAGAUUACUGUUACUGUGCUUGGAGAGGAGUUCUUGAAUUUUCAGGAAAUGAGAGUUCAGAAACUAUCUCGUGCAUCCGAAAAGCAUACCCAGAUCUUGGGAAAUGCUUAUACUUUGAUCUAAGUGCUAAGGCUCACAGCGUGUUUUAUGAACUUAUCGGCGAAAGGCUUAAUUGGAUUUGGUAUGUCCAUCAACCAGAGCCUGACUUGAAGAGAAAUUCUGUGACCGUGAAAGUAAGCAGUGACAUGAUAAAGAAUAUGCACCAAGAAGCAGAGAAAGUCUGUGUUCCUGAAUUGGCGAAAGCCGUAAAAGAUACCAAGGAACCUUUCAUGAACGUCAUAUAUGAUUGUGAUCCUCUAGAACAUAUCUUUUGGUACAAUGUGGUAUUAAUCGGAGAUGCUGCUCAUCCAACAACUCCUCAUUGCGUGAGAAGCACAAACAUGUCAAUUUUAGAUGCAGCAGUCUUAGGCAAAUGCAUCAAGAAGUGGGGAGCAGAAAACUUAGCUUCAGCUCUCAAAGAAUAUCAGAAUAUUCGGUUACCAGUCACUUCAAAGCAAGUCCUACAUUCUCGGCGAGUGGGUCGAAUAAAACAAGGCUUAGCUCUUCCUGACCAUAAGCCUUUUGAUCUGAAGACAGCAAGUCCAGAAGAUUUUGAAGAGCUUCAACAGAAAAAUAUGCCAUUCUUUGCUAGUGCUCCUUUAUCUGUUGAUUGA